CUUCCUCCUCUCUUUCUCCUCACUUUUUUUCAUCUUCCAUGGCUUCCUCUCUCUAAUCGCAGCACAUGUAAAUUCUCGCUUCUUUUGAGAAGAGACGAAUCGAUCGAGAGAUGCUUCCUUUUCAGAGUCACUACGGAUUGCAGACUAGUAAUUGGUCGAAUUAUUGCAACGGAGAUCGUGUUAAACGAUCAGUUUUCGCCGGCGAAUGCUCGAUCGUUAACAAUGCGGCGGAUUCAUCCAAGGAGGAGAGGAAAUCGACUGAAGCGAGCCGAAGCCAUAAGGAGGCCGAGAGGAGACGGCGACAACGAAUCAAUUCGCACCUAUCCACGCUCCGGACGCUCCUCCCUAACACCACCAAGACUGACAAGGCGUCGCUACUAGCGGAAGUGGUGAGUCACGUGAAGGAACUGCGGCGGCGAGCGGCGGAGGUGGCGCGUCGGAGUACUGCGGAUCAAUGCGGCGGCGGUGGAAUUCGAUCGGAGACCGAGCCGGCGCCGUGGCCUUUCCCUAGCGAGGAAGACGAAGCGACGCUCUGUUACUGCGAUAACGAAAACAGGGUAAUGAGAGCGACAGUUUGUUGCGAUGAGCGAUCCGGUCUAAACCGGGAUUUGAUGCAAGCGAUCCGGUCGGUUCAGGCGAGGGCUGUGCGGGCCGAGACGAUGACGGUGGGCGGGCGGACGAAGAAUGUGGUGGUUUUGGAGUGGUGCGGCGGGGACGGCGGCGGCGGCGGGAGUAGAGAGGAGGAGUUUGUGGGCCUGAGGCGGGCCUUGAAGGCCGUAGUGGAGAAUCAGGCCCAAAAUCUUUCGAGUAAUAAGCGGGCCCGGAGUUGGGCUUCUUGUCCAGAGGAGGAUCGGUUUUUCAUGUGCUGACGUGGGCUGCCAAGGUGUAAACGUAUUAGGGUUUGUUAUGUUGUUGGAGCUGGGAAUCUAUUUUUCUGCUUGGUGGAAAAUGGAAACUGAAACAAAAGUGCUCAGCCUCUAACGCGAGAAAACGACCGACAUGUCGUUUAACGCACAAAAUAAGUUAUAAACGGCCAGCCAAACCCACAAACUCACUCGGGAUGGAUCUUGAUGAUGGUAUAUCUUAUUUAAUUGUAUUUUCCUUCCUUUCUACAAUCUUUUUAUUUUACAUGCAUGCUA
Messenger RNA from Momordica charantia (bitter melon), 1139 nucleotides. RefSeq names its product transcription factor bHLH30-like. The record is from RefSeq and is a predicted model, not a curated record. NCBI's taxonomy places the organism in Eukaryota, Viridiplantae, Streptophyta, Magnoliopsida, Cucurbitales, Cucurbitaceae. Gene Ontology annotation, molecular function: DNA-binding transcription factor activity; protein dimerization activity. Gene Ontology annotation, biological process: regulation of DNA-templated transcription.